Molecule: messenger RNA, 1064 nt
Organism: Phragmites australis (common reed)
Lineage: Eukaryota; Viridiplantae; Streptophyta; Magnoliopsida; Poales; Poaceae
Exons: 3
Coding region: 443-748 (101 amino acids)
Biological process (GO): mitochondrial respiratory chain complex IV assembly
Cellular component (GO): mitochondrial inner membrane
Source: RefSeq, a predicted model, not a curated record
GCAGCCGCGGUUUUGGUCACAGAUUUCCUUCCACAUGCAGCGGCGAGCCUACUUGUUGAAGCCGCGGUUCUGCUUUCCUUCCUCCACCGCGGAUCGCACCGGCAUCUAGACCUCGCGGUGAUCUCCGCCUCCGGUUCCGCCACGCCGACGCCGGGAACGCCCAAAACCGUGAGCCACAUGCUACCGCGGCAUCGUACCGGCGGCGGCGGGGAGUCGGGGACCCCCUGAUUUCAGUUCGGCUGCACUGCGCUGGCUGGCUGGCUAUCGGGCCCCACCACGAACAUGACGUCGGCCCGCGUCGUACGCCGCUCGCUAUUACUAUUAGCAGUAGAUCCCAGCUCCUGUUUCCCCUCUCCUUCCCCGUCGCAAAGGAACGCACACGCACACGGAAACCGCGGGAGGAUCGGGAGCUCAGCUCGAUUCGGAAUUGAGCUUUGACGAGAUGGCGGAGGAGAAGGCCACAUUGCAGUCCAUGAGGGAGUGGGUCGUCGAGCACAAGCUCCGGGCCGUCGGGACCCUGUGGCUGAGUGGGAUCGUGGGCUCGAUCGCGUACAACUGGUCCAGGCCAGGCAUGAAGACCAGCGUCAAGCUCAUCCAUGCCAGGCUGCAUGCUCAGGCCCUAACCCUGGCUGCCUUGGGCGGGUCUGCACUGGUGGAGUACUAUGAUCAUCAUUCAGGAUCAGGAUCCAAAGUUCACCAAUAUGCAAAGCAGUUCCUCUCAUCUGACAGUAGCUCACGAAAGGAGUAGAAUUAGGAUGUAAAAGGGGGCAGCAAAUUACAAACUACCAGCUGGAGAAGGAAGAUUGGGAAUGUUUUGAUGUUACUUUCUAAGCAAAUAAUUUCUGUGGGCCGUUAUCCAGACUUCGUUUUCUGCUGGGCUGCCUGCUUCUUUUUAAGCUCCUGAACAAGCAUUCAGAUGUUGGGAUAUGCGGAUGUGUGGCAGUGGAGUGGAGUGAUGCGCUUUCAUGAGAAGCUGUGCAUGGCAUUGUGGUCGACAAACAUGAAUGCAAUGUUUCCAAUUAAUUGGUAUGAGAUAAAUGUUGAGAAAAUGGCAUGUUAAAUGA